Lodderomyces beijingensis is the source of this 1944-nucleotide messenger RNA. Lineage: Eukaryota; Fungi; Ascomycota; Pichiomycetes; Serinales; Debaryomycetaceae. The record is from the annotation of a GenBank genome assembly.
AUGUCUCAUAAUGAAGCUUCAACCAACACGAUGCUGCUUCUAGAUCUACCAGCCAACGUCCUUGCAAACAUCAUUAGCUACCUACCCCAGCAAUCCCUCAUCAAUCUAGCAACCACCAACUAUGCAUUCUAUCGUCCAUGCUUGCGCAAGUUGUACUCACACAUUGUGGUCUCCGAGGCUCCCCCAUUGAGAAGCGGUACAAGCAGUGACGUGCAAAAAAAGAACAAAAAAAAACAAGAUCCUCCAGGUUCAAGAAAGGAGGACUUUCAAGAUAGUACGCAAACGGUGAUUUAUGGGUUUCGCAGCCGCCGCUAUGCAAAGCUCAAUUUGCAAAUGAUUUAUGCUCGGUUAGUGGUAUUGCUACAAGCUUUAGAAAUCAAUCAGGAAUUGAUUGGCUUUGUCAAGAAAAUCCACGUCUUUGGCAAACUCAACAGAGAGAUCUUUGACGUGGUGCGGCGCUUGAGCACCAAAUUUGUGCGAUUGGACUGUUUUUACAUAGAACACCAGGACGAAGACGACCCCAUCGACACAAGACAUCUUGACCCUACGUCCCACUACAUGCGGGACCUAGAUUUAGAAGUUGCGCGCGGACGAAUCACGGAGUUGACAAUCGCGAUCCCCGCAGUUCCCGAGGGCUUGGCGUGGCUUGACAGCAUCACUUCGUUGAGUUUCGGCGACAACCCUGUGAUGACGCUGUGGUGGAUAAAUGGAUACGUCGAGCGCAAACUACCUCCUUUCAAACUGCUUCGAAAAUUCAGGUGGGUUUUCCAUCCGGCAUUGUUUGAUGCCCCAACAGGUUUUUUGAAAUUGAUUCCCUGGGAGCAAUUGCAGCAGUUGGAGCUAGUUUUCUCAUACGAUGAGCACGCAUUGGAGGAUUACUUGACGGAAUGCUGGAGCAUGAUCCCCGAGUCGUCAUUGCCCUGUUUGCAAAAAUUGUCCAUCAAGCAAGGGGCAGUGUAUCCGACACACGCAGCCAACGAGAUGUACGAUUUGAUGAUGUUCAAGUUCUUGACCCACGUUGCGUCUAAUUUGCAGUAUCUAUCCAUACGACACGCAUUGCCGCCUUUGGGCAACUUCUCAGAUGGCGUCGAGGGGAAUUACCGUCGUCGGUACGAGAUGUACAUUAAAGUGCUCCCAAAGAUUAUCACGCGCUCGUCCACAGCCAACGAUUUCAUCUUGAGCUUGCCCAAUUUGUUCCAAACGUUUGCUUGCUACGAACAGUACAUGAACACGGUGUUGUACAAUGGCUGUAAAUGUGAAUACUGCAACUACUACUUGAGCAAAUUGGACAAGUUCCUUAUGCACCACAAGUACUACGACCACUCCACCAACCGAUACAAAGACAUGAACGCUUCCCACUUGUUCUCGGCGAUUGGACGCAAUCUAAGCAAACGCAUGGAUCAGGAUAAGAUGGUGCCGCAAUUGGAUAUGCUUUCGUAUCCGCUCUGGGACGAUGCGUGGGACUUCCAUAAAGUCGACGAAGAUGCUGCCACUGUUGGCGCUGGCGGCGCUGAUCUUCAGCUAUUGAAACCGUUCAAGUGCUACGAUGAAGAAGUGAUCGACCAGGGUGAAUACGAUGAGGAUCCAACUGACCAAGAGGCAACGGAUAUUUCUCCCAAUUGCGAGUUUGGAAGCGAGUUGUAUCUGAAGAUCCCCAAGUGUAUUGGUCAUUACACGAAUGAUAUGAUUCAAGAGAUUCUCAACUUGCAUCGUGGAAACGCGGAGCAAAGAGUGGACGAACAAGAAGACGGGGAAACCAUUGGCAACGGCGACAACAACAAAACUGAAGCUAACUUUGACCAUUUCAAGGACGGCGGAGAUUCGGACACUACGCACAGGUUCAACAUAAGAAGAAUAUACAUCAAUGGGAUUGUUUACAAUAUCGGCUCGGAGUUGAAUGGAACUCACUACUAUGUAAAUGUGUAUGAUGAUGAUGAUGAAUGA